AGUGACGUUUCAAGCUAAACCCGGAAACAAACGAAACUGUAUAACAACACAAACAGUAAGUGAAAUAGCUUGUGUUUCUAUCUUCUCGGCGGGAUAUGCAAAGGUGAAAAUCUAAUAUUAUAUACUUUUAAACAACACUGCAGUUGCACGAGUGUCUUUUGUUUUGUUUGUCGUUGGUAGAAGAUGGAGACUCGCUUCACGAAAGGUAAAUCAUCCAUACUGGAGAGGCCUCUGUCUCGCCCCAGGACCGAGGUGAGCGUGUCCGCCUUCGGCCUGCUCUUCUCGGAGGUGGUGCAGUAUUGUCAGAGCCGGGUCUACUCCGUCACCGAGCUCCAGGCCAAGCUGUCCGAGCUGGGACAGCGGGUGGGGGCCAGUCUGCUGGACGUGCUGGUGCUGAGGGAGAAGAACGGCAAGAGGGAGACCAAAGUGUUAAAUAUCCUGCUGUUUAUUAAGGUAAAUGUUUGGAGAUCCCUGUUUGGAAAAGAGGCCGACAAACUGGAGCAGGCCAAUGACGACGACAAGACUUACUACAUAAUCGAGAAGGAGGCUCUUGUGAACACAUAUAUCUCUGUUCCCAAAGACAACAGCACUUUGAACUGCGCCGCCUUCACUGGAGGCAUCGUUGAGGCCAUUCUCACCAACAGUGGCUUCCCCGCUAAAGUCACUGUCCACUGGCACAAGGGCACCACGCUCAUGGUCAAGUUUGACGAGGCGGUCAUCGCCAGGGACAAAGCUCUGGAGGGCAGAUAGAGACGAGUCAAAACGCACCAACCAGCAACUUGAGCAAAUGCUGUAGAAAAGGCAAAAUUCUUCAGCUGUCUUCAGCUGAAUUUGCCAUUUGUUUUUUUGUUAAAGGCCCAGAUCUCUCUAUUCUCUUAUCUGUGUUCUAAUGUUGUUUGCUCAUCACAAACAGACCUGGAGUUGUGUUUUGUUUCGUUUACACAUAUUUAACACACAAACCCUGUAUAUUUAGGCUGAGUACUUCUCUCAAACAGAAAACAAUACAGUACAGGAAGUGUUCCACUGUGUUUUUAAACUCCAUACACCUUCACUAUAAUCAUUUAGAUAAUUUCAGUCCUGGAAUGUCAAUCGCUACUGAACAUCAAAGUUACCACUUCAUAUCAUGUGUCUACAUUUCUAAAGCAUUUUGAGCUUUAGAAAUGUAGACAGAUUAAUAAUGCGCUCAUAAGUCUCAAAAAUGUGUCAAUGAAACAAAACACAACUCCAGGUGUGUUUUUGAGUGAGGUAACAACCUUCUAACAUGGCUUAAAGCUUAAAGAGUUAGUUUUGUGUAAUAUUGGACCCUUAAGGUCAAUUGUAAAAGAAAAAUUCAAAUCUGUCACUGGACAAAAAAUUGUAGGAGUGAAGUCAUGUUGCUCCUCAUCCAAAAACUGAACUGAACUGUGCGUAACUCAUACUUAGCACAAUCGUACAUGACCCUAAUGUGUGCUCUUACACCUAUUAGCAUAGUGGCUAUUAGCAUACUGGCUACCACUAUUGUUUUCUUUGUCUUGAUUUGAGUCUGAAGAUGGAGUUAUAAAUAGGAGAUAGAUGAUGUCUAAAGUCAAUUACACAAACGUGUCCAAACAUGUUUUCUGUCAAGUCAUAAAGCCCUGAAUGAGAGUGCAAGGCUUCAUGGGGCCCAUCAUGUGACCUAAAGUUUACAAAAUCCAUGGUUUACUGACAGUAUCUGUUAAAGAGUUGAUCUGUGUGUCACUGUUAAAUAUGUUUAAAUGUAUGAAAAUAAGAUUUCUUAAUCUGUUCUUUGAAAGUGUCAACAAUGACCACACUGCAACAAUGGAAAUGUGGAGUUGUGAAAUGUAAGGAGAGCUCAUUAAACUGUCACUGUCAUUGCCACUAUGAGAUUUAAAGUUUGCCCAUAAAUGUGCUUCUUGGUUUAUUUAUUUAAUUAUGUAUAUCGUGUUUUUCAUUUCUCGGUGACAUGUUUGACGCUUUGUAUCUGUCACGUUCUGAAACUGAAAAACACUCAAAUAAACUUGAGUUGAAUCCUGU
Messenger RNA from Periophthalmus magnuspinnatus, 2013 nucleotides. It is a transcript of the gene trappc5, whose product is annotated as trafficking protein particle complex subunit 5. The transcript has 2 exons. NCBI's taxonomy places the organism in Eukaryota, Metazoa, Chordata, Actinopteri, Gobiiformes, Gobiidae. Gene Ontology annotation, biological process: endoplasmic reticulum to Golgi vesicle-mediated transport. Gene Ontology annotation, cellular component: TRAPPI protein complex; TRAPPII protein complex; TRAPPIII protein complex. The coding region runs from base 184 to 750 and encodes 188 amino acids. The record is from RefSeq and is a predicted model, not a curated record.